This is a messenger RNA of Schistosoma margrebowiei, 1634 nucleotides long. Lineage: Eukaryota; Metazoa; Platyhelminthes; Trematoda; Strigeidida; Schistosomatidae. The record is from the annotation of a GenBank genome assembly.
UUUGAAGAAUCUGAGAUAACCAAAAAAAAAGAGAUACGAGGAUAUCGUUGAACGAUGAUUGUCAAAUCUAAUUAAAUGUUUAUGCAAAUGAUGGCUCAGAACAACCAAUUUCAUCGAUUAAAAUAUCAUUUUGUGGCGUUGUUAAAUCAACCAUGUAAAUUCAUCUACUGAAUAAUAAGUCAAGUAGUUUAGUUCUACUUUUAUAGAAAAGCAUUUACUUGGAUUACAAAAUUCACUAAAAUUAACACUAUGAAGCGAAAAUCAAACAUCGAUCACUUCCAUUCUUAUGGCAUACGUUGGUGUUUGACGAAACCUCAUCACGGAUUCAGAAAGCUCGUUUGGUUCUUGCCGUCUUAUAUCACCACCUAUGGCGAAGGCGAGAUAUCCGUCUAUCAAUUAAUGGAUGAAUAUACUACGCGGCAGUUCGUUCUGCUCUACUUUACGGCUGCGAAACGUGGCCAUCAAGGGUAGAAGAUACUCGUAAGUUACUAGAAUUUGACCGCAGAUGUCUUAUAAAUAUUGCUCGCAUCUACUGGGAUCACUGGGUAAGUAAAUGUGAGGUUAGACGCAGGGUAUUAGGGAAUGAUGGUAAAGUAGUUGAUGAGGUUGUGAAUUUUCAUCGACUGAGAUGGUUGGGCCACGUGUUACGUAUGCCUGAACACCGACCACUACGAUGCGCAAUGCUGACUAGUGUUGGAAACGGAUGGAAGGAAGUUGGGGGUGACAGAACCAGAACGUGACAUCAAUCCACAAAGUCACUAACUUGUGGUGUGAGCCAUGUUGAUAGAAGUGGACUACUUGGUUGGGGUCCGCGUGACAUGGUUGAGAAUCGAUCACAAUGGCAUAGGUGUAUGAACUUUCUGUCUUCCCUUAAACUCUGAGAUUAAAAUUGCUUCAUAUCUUUCUACCGACUAAUUCUUUCUUUCUGUACUACAUCCUUAUAUGCAAACUUUCUUUAAUACAUUACUACCAUUGAAGUAACUACUUCUCUGAAUUUAGUGUUCAUCUUAUUGCGCUAAUGAGGUAUGGCAACUUGGACCGAUGCACAUAUGUGCCUGGUCCUACGAUGUAACUGAUUGACUGUACGUCAAGAUUAUGUAUGAACCAAUUGAAACCUGUGCCACUACAUAUAUUUAUUUAUUUAUUUAUCUAUAUACCUACACACAUAUUUUAUAUCUGAAGCCAAGCUACUAAAUUCUCACUUCAUCGCAUUUUUAAUAAGGUCAAAAGUAUGACACUCUUGUUGAUAUAAAUAGUGUCUGUUUUGAAAUUAGAAAUUACUACAAGGUAGCACUGUGAAGACAAUUAGUGAACGGCUACUCAAUUCAUCCGCAUACAUAUUGUAAAUCUUCUAAAAUAUAAUAAUGGCUGAACGUAAACCAUUAAUCAGUAAUGCCGAUAUGUCCGAUGAUAUGCAACGAGAGGCUGUUAAUUGUGCUUCACGAGCUCUAGAGAAAUCUAGUAUCGAAAAAGAUAUAGCAGCAUUCAUUAAGAAAGAAUUUGACAAGAAAUACAAUCCUACAUGGCAUUGUAUUGUUGGAAGAAAUUUCGGAAGUCAUGUGACGCAUGAAACCAAAAGUUUCAUCUACUUUUAUAUGGGCAAUGUAGCAAUUCUUCUAUUCAAAUCCGGUUAA